UAUUGGCCUGGAUAACCUUGUCUCUCUCAAUAUAUCCUAUAACAAGUUCACUGGAUUCCUCCCCGAUAACAAGCUCUUCCGGCAGCUUCCUUUAGCAUCUAUGGAAGGCAAUGAAGGGCUGUGCUCGGUCAGGAAAGACUCGUGUUUCACGAGCAGUGGUGUUGGCUCGGAACUUUCAGAUUCCAAGAAUGAAGUAAAGAAAGCUAGAAUUCUUAAAAUAGCCAUUGCUUUGCUUAUUGUUAUGACAGUUGCAAUGGUGAUAAUGGGGAUUUUUGCUGUGGUUCGAGCACGAAGAACCGUAAAGGAUGAACAGGAUUUGGAGUUGGGUCAUAUUUUCGCCCGAGAUUGAGACACAUUGUCCCCUUUCCCCCUCCUGAGAUAGGAGAUAAUCACCACCAACAACAUAACCUUAGUCCCACCUUGUUUCGGGGUCACCUAUAAUGAAUUGUCAAAAGAAUUUGUCUCCGUAACAAAUGAAACAUGAAAAGUAAAAAAAUAAGUCAUAGAAGUAAACAAAGAAAAAUUAUAUUUUCUUUGUUUCAAUUGGCUUUUUUAUUUUGUUUUUGGUUUUUUUAGUAUUUGUUGUUCUACUGUUCUCAUUCUUCCUUUUUGCUGGCCACCGUUUUGUUUUGUAAAUGGUAAUUUGUUAUGUAGCUGAACUUCUGCUCUUGCCUAUAGUAUUCAGAUAAGGGCAUGAAGUCGGUUAAUAAAAGUCGACAUUUUCAAAUUAAUGCUUUCCAGCAGCAGCUUGGGCAAUUGGUCAGGAUUUCAGAACAUUCUUCUUCAAGUAUUGAUAUUAGAAGAGAUGGAGAUGAUUCAGCAGUGUCAUCUGUACAGGCUCCUGAAACUAUCAAGAUCAACUCGCUAACCAAAUAUAGAAGUAGGCGUAAAGUGGACAAAUCUCAUAUUCAAAGGUCGAACUUUUUUGGUAAUGAACAAUCUAACGCAUCUGGGCUGCUAUACCAUGAUAAAACAGUUUACCUCAAGGAAAGGCUUUGUAGUUGCGUAAUUAAUGACUACAUGAUGCAUGAAUUGCUGUGCUAUUCUCUGAAUUAUGUAGUAUAUAUUGGAUGUACUCUAGGUGUGGAGGUGUAGAAGAUGCUCGAAAAAUUAUAAAGAAAUCUGGGAUAUCCAAUCUCAAUGUGAUAGCAUUCACAGCUUUGAUGGAUGGCUAUGUGAAGCUUGGUGAUGUUAGUCCUGCAAGAGAGAUAUUUGACUCGUUAAAAGACCGCGAUGUGGUUGCUUGGACAGCAAUUAUAGUAGGCUAUGAGUAGAAUUAGGGGCUGCAAUUAUUAGCUAGUUGUUUAUACUUGUGU
Messenger RNA from Beta vulgaris subsp. vulgaris (sugar beet), 1316 nucleotides. RefSeq lists its product as uncharacterized. The transcript is spliced from 2 exons. NCBI's taxonomy places the organism in Eukaryota, Viridiplantae, Streptophyta, Magnoliopsida, Caryophyllales, Amaranthaceae. The coding region runs from base 694 to 1095 and encodes 133 amino acids. The record is from RefSeq and is a predicted model, not a curated record.